Messenger RNA from Spea bombifrons (plains spadefoot toad), 1812 nucleotides. RefSeq names its product cAMP responsive element binding protein 3 (gene CREB3). The transcript has 10 exons. Gene Ontology annotation, biological process: regulation of transcription by RNA polymerase II. The record is from RefSeq and is a predicted model, not a curated record. Gene Ontology annotation, molecular function: DNA-binding transcription factor activity, RNA polymerase II-specific; RNA polymerase II cis-regulatory region sequence-specific DNA binding. Gene Ontology annotation, cellular component: nucleus. Lineage: Eukaryota; Metazoa; Chordata; Amphibia; Anura; Pelobatidae. The coding region runs from base 16 to 1557 and encodes 513 amino acids.
CCUGAGUCAGGAAGGAUGUUCAGCCAGUCAGCGCGAGGUCUCCAGGCGUGUCCUGAACGUGGCAGGUCGCGCGGUGCAGGAUGGGAGAACCUCCGGACUUCAUCUCCCGGCAUCCCGCGCGGUGGGGGUUUUCAGGUGACGUCAUUUGUGUUGUGUUGGAACCUGAAGCAGGAAGCGGAGGAAACUCAGAGCCGCCGGUGUAACCCCUGGAACGGCGAUAUAUCCCAGGUAUCGUCCGGUGCCGAGAUGUCUCUCCUGGCCGGGUUUGGUGAUGCCGAGGAGUCCGACCUUCUCGAUUUCCUUCUGGAUGAGAGGCUUCACAGCGGCGGCCUCGCUGGAGACAUGGAUGUGAUGGCCCCUGAGUGGGGCCCCCUGGAGCCCGAGAGCGAUGCGGCUGUGGAGGACUUUCUGAGUGAGCUCCUGGGCUGCUCGCCCCCCGCCAGCGACAGCGGGAUCUCCGAGGGCCACCUGGAUCCGUCACCUUCUGCCCACUGGGAGCCCUUCUCCCCCGGCAGCCCGUGCCCUGUACAGACUGAUCACAACUACUCGCUGGUGCAGAGCGUCGGGGAUGAGCUGCAGAGCGUGCGGGCCGACACCUGCGACGGAGACGUGCUCAUCGACUUGGACGUCUGUGGGCUGGACGCGGAGCUGAGGCCGUCGGAUCCGAUCUGUCUGAGUAUGGAGGACGAGGCCGAGGAAGACUCCCCGUGCCUGACGCAGCAGGAUCUCCUUCUUACUGACGAAGAGACACGUUUGCUUUCCAAAGAAGGCGUCACUUUACCCCAGCAUCUGCCCCUCACCAAGACGGAGGAGCGAGCUCUGAAGCGCGUGCGCAGGAAAAUCCGCAAUAAGCGUUCAGCGCAGGAAAGCAGGAAGAAGAAAAAGGAGUACAUCGAUGGCUUGGAGAACAGGGUCACUGUCUGCACUGCGCAUAACCAGGAGCUGCAGAAGAAGGUGCAGCAGCUGCAGAAACAGAACAUGUCUUUACUACAACAGUUGAGGAAUCUUCAGUCUCUGCUGACACGGACCGGCGCCAAGACUACUGCAUCCAGCACCUGUGUCAUGGUCCUGGCGCUGUCUUUCUGUCUCAUUCUCUUUCCCAGCUUGUAUCCGUUUGGGGCACGCGUGGGACAGCACAACCUGCGCGGAGUCCUUUCCCGUCAGUUACGUGAGAUUCGGCCGGACGCUUCUCCCCCGACGCUCCCGGGUCCUGCCCCGCUCCAGGGUGUGAUCGAGCUCCCGGAGAAACCCGCCGAGGAUCCCUUCCUGGAUCUACAUGUAGACGACCUGCACCUGGAUGCGGAUCUGCAGCGAGCUCAGAACGACACCCCGGAGAUACGCGGCGUGGCCACGGCCGAAGCCACGGCGGCCAUCAACAGCAACUCCUCCUCCGACCUUCCACGGCAGAGCGCCCCCGCACCAGAGGGCAAACCCGAUCCUGCCCCUCCUCGCUUCGUAGAUACCCCGGAUCCUCCGCACGUGCUGCGAGACAAACCAGAAUGGCUGGAAAGCCCACGGAGCGUCAUUAUCAGCCCGCACCUCUCUGACGAGAUGUAACGUGGCGUUUCCCCCGGUUACCGGCACGGAGAAGAUGCAGCAAAGUGUAACGUCGGCUUCCUUCUCUGCAGCUCUGCUGCUUGCACUUCCUAAUCUUAAUGUCUGUCUGGACGGGUUUCACGUCUGGGACGUAGUGGUUUGCACUUAACUGGACCGCGCGGCGCGUGCCGCGGCAUCGCCGCCCGCACGGAGCUCUGUACAUAUGUAUAUUUAUAUCUUCUGUUGCGUUGGAUUAAACGCGAUCUUCUGUCUGUC